CUCACGGAAGAAGAGCAGGUGGGGAAGAGCCGACAGCGGGUGAUUCCGCGAGCGCACCGGCGGUGAUCCAGAACACGCGGUCCGCAAAUCACGUGUGUUGUGGCACAACCGCCUAAACACCGCCUCCUCGUGCAGCGGCGCAUCGCAAGCCUCCUCGAAAAUCCCCUCGUCACCCCUCGACUCUAAUUAUUUGCUUUGUUUACUUUGAGCACUCGUCGCGUCCUUUCUCCCCCCGCGCCUCUCCUUCUCGAGCAAUGGACACCGACCCGAAGCAGCCUACAGAUGCCCCUCUGGAGCAGGACCCUGCCUCCGAGCAGCAGUCACCCGCCCCUGCCGCCGCCGGCCAGACGCCCGUGCCGGACCCGCAAUCGACGCCCGCCGACACCGGGGCCUCCUCCGCAGCAAUGUCGGCCACCUCCUCCGCAUCCCAACCGCCAGCACCCGCGGUUCCCACCCCUGAGCCUGCCGCGUCUGCUGCUGCUGCUGCUGAAGAUGAGCCGGCCGCUGAUUCCACCGCAGAGGCUUCUGCCACACCCGCCCCCGCAGGGGAAGCUGCCCCUGCUGCCACGACAACAGAGACGCCUGCCGAGUCAGCCAGCGCCGAUGCGCCAGCGGCCGCAGAGGAGAAAGUAGAGGAAGAAAAAGAACAGCCUGAGCCGGCACCUGCCGAGACAUCGAUCGACACAGAGAUCCCAGAUGCGCCUCUUGCCGAGCCAAAACCCGAGCCGGCGACGGAAGAGACGACGACGACAGCAGCAGCGCCCGAGGCCGCGGCGACGGAGAAGCCGGCGGAGGAAGAAUCCAGUGCGAUGGAGGUUGAUGCACCGGAGGAGCAGCCUGCUGAGCCGGUUGCGGCGGUAGCGGAGGCGGAGGCUCCUGCUGCCACGGAAGAAGAAUCAAAGCCUACCGUUACAGAGACUGGCACGCCAGCGGAUAUUGAUGACGGGGUGAAGGUCACGACUGAAGACGCGAGCGUGCAGAAGCGAACGCUCGAGGCUGAGGCCAAGUCGUUCCUUGUCGAGCAGACGUACUCGGUCGUGAUCCCGUCGUACGCGGCGUGGUUCGACAUGAACAAGAUCAACGACAUUGAGCGCAAAGCGUUGCCCGAGUUUUUCAACAACAGAAAUCGAUCAAAGACGCCGACCGUGUACCGCGACUACAGAGAUUUCAUGAUCAACACUUAUCGGUUGAACCCGACUGAGUAUCUGACAGUGACUGCGUGCCGACGUAAUUUGGCGGGUGAUGUGUGUGCGAUUAUGCGAGUACACGCGUUUUUGGAGCAGUGGGGAUUGAUCAAUUAUCAGAUUGAUCCAGAGACACGGCCGUCAGUGAUUGCGCCGCCGUUCACAGGCCACUUCCGAGUGAUUGCCGACACGCCUCGCGGUUUGCAACCGUUCCACCCCGGCCACGGCGCGACGGUGUCAGGAGGACAACCUCAUUCGUCUACCGAGCGCGGGAUUGCCGCGCCGCCGAUCAAGCCGGACCUGAAUCUCGAGAUCCGCAAGACGUUUUACGAAAGCUCUGCGGCGACGUCGCUGUCUUCGGACACGCCGAACGGCAACACGCGCAAGACGUACAACUGCUUCACGUGCGGGAAUGAUUGCACGCGGGUGCGGUAUCACUCGAUGAAGAACAAGCAGUACGAUUUGUGCGCAAACUGCUUUCUCGAGAACCGGUUCCCGUCUACGUCGCAAACUUCUGACUUUGUCAAGUUCGAGGACACGGGAUACCUUUCAGCGGACCGGGACCGCGAGUGGUCGGACCAGGAGACGCUACUGCUGCUGGAGGCGAUGGAGCUGUAUGAUGACGACUGGAACGCGAUUGCGGACCAUGUGGGCAGUCGUACGCGGGAGCAGUGCGUGCUGAAGUUUUUGCAGUUGCCGAUCGAGGACCCGUAUUUGGAGUCGAAGCCGGCGGAGCUGGGACCGCUGCAGUAUAACCACAUACCGCUGUCGCAGGCGGAUAAUCCGGUGAUGUCGGUUGUGGCGUUUUUGGCGAGUAUAGUUGAUCCGAAGGUUGCAGCGGCGGCGGCGCAGAGCGCGCUUCCGGAGAUGACGAAGGCGAUACAGAAGCAGUUGGAGAAGCCUAGCGAGGAGACGAAGGAGGGAACGAAUGGGACUGAGAAGACUGCGGAGGCGGAGGAUGAGAAUGAGAAUGAGAAGGAGUCUGCAGGAGGUGCGAAAGAAGAGAGUGAAGAAAAAGAAGGAACGGUGAAGAAAGCGGCGUCGAUUGCGCUCGGCGUUGCGGCGGCGCGGUCUCAUUUGCUAGCGACGGACGAAGAGCGGGAGAUGGCGCGGCUGGUGAACUCGCUGGUGAACAUGCAAUCGCGCAAGCUCGAGCUGAAGCUGGCCAAGUUCACGGAGCUCGAGCAGGUGCUGGAGGCGGAGAAGCGCGAGAUCGAGCAGGCGCGGCAGCAGCUGUACAGCGACCGGCUCGCGUUCCAGAAGGAGAUGACGGCGCAGCGGAAGAUGCUUGCGGAGCAGGGCGCGGCAUUGCAGGCCGCGCAGGCCGCGCUUGCGCAGCAGCAGCAUCUUGCGCAGCAGCAUCAGCAUCAGCCGACGACGGUAGCGGGGGGCGGCGAUGUUGUGGAUGGCGGGGCGUCGUUUUCCGACAGUCUUUUCAGCGCGCAGGUUCCGGAUCCGGAUGCGAUGGAGAUUGGAUUAUAGGGGGUGUAAGGAGGAGUAAUGUAUUGAUAAGCAGAGGAGAGUGUUUUGUUGUGUUUUAGUUACAAGUAUGUGCUUUAUAUGUUUUUAGUUGUGUGUAAAAUACAAUGUUUGUAAGUGCUUAGAUAAGAGGCGUUACAUAAGAAAUUAAUAAAAACGCGAGAAAUUGAAUAAGGUUUAAUGGCAAGUCGCGUCGUAUUUCCGCAUUUGGGAGGAAGGUAGGUAGAGGAGGACGCGCGAGGGAGGAAGGAGGAGGGGGAGGGAGGGGGACGCGUUUGAGGGCGGAGGAGGGAGAGAGAGGAGGUAAUUGAGUUGAUGAGGUGGUAUUUGAGAGGAGAGGAGGGAGGAGGAGGAGGAGGAGGAAGGAUUGAUAGGGAAGAAGGAAGAGGGCGCGGGAGGAGAGGGUUUAGUUUAGGUUU
Myxozyma melibiosi is the source of this 3082-nucleotide messenger RNA. Its product is annotated as putative RSC complex subunit. The transcript is spliced from 2 exons. Gene Ontology annotation, biological process: positive regulation of DNA-templated transcription. Gene Ontology annotation, molecular function: DNA binding; zinc ion binding; histone binding. Bases 255 to 2666 code for a protein of 803 amino acids. The record is from RefSeq and is a predicted model, not a curated record. Gene Ontology annotation, cellular component: SWI/SNF complex. NCBI's taxonomy places the organism in Eukaryota, Fungi, Ascomycota, Lipomycetes, Lipomycetales, Lipomycetaceae.